Messenger RNA from Megalobrama amblycephala (Wuchang bream), 3936 nucleotides. RefSeq names its product odorant receptor, family 30, subfamily BV, member 1 (gene or30bv1). The transcript is spliced from 2 exons. Gene Ontology annotation, molecular function: olfactory receptor activity; G protein-coupled receptor activity. Lineage: Eukaryota; Metazoa; Chordata; Actinopteri; Cypriniformes; Xenocyprididae. Gene Ontology annotation, biological process: G protein-coupled receptor signaling pathway. Bases 1168 to 2187 code for a protein of 339 amino acids. Gene Ontology annotation, cellular component: membrane. The record is from RefSeq and is a predicted model, not a curated record.
GUAAUAAAAUAAAAAAUUCUUUCCACUAGUCUGAAGGAAGGUAUGUUAUGGAAAUAGCCCAAAAUCUCAAAAUUUUAAUACAAGAAAAGGGGGUAAUAAAAGAAAUUAGUAGGGUCUUCUAUUUGGGCCUAUUUUAGUUUUUUUGUUUGCAAAGUACAGUACUAGAUUACAUCCUUAAGGAUUAGUGGAGACAGCAGGAACAUAAUUUCCAUGUAUCUAGCUAUUAUUUAUUUUAAUAUUUAAUACAGUUAGAUGUUUAUGUGUUUUGAGAGGAGGGUUGCGCACUGAGGAAGACAUUAGAGGGCUGAUGUCAAGGGUUUCCAUGUAAUGUAGUACAGUAAACACUGUCACCAUUGUUUGUCUGAAAAGUGUCGACAUUCUUGAACCAUGUCCUUAAUUUGUUCUCUGGAGUCACCUGACAGACCCUGAAGAUUGUACUGAUGGGAAACCAAACCUGAGAGAAUUAUCACUGAGGAAUCCAACAGAUAAGUGACAACACCAAUUAAUGUCGGUACUGACACACACAAACACUGAAACCCCCAUGAGAUCUGAUGAAAGAGGCAGGAAAAAGGUUAUCAAUCUAUCACUCCAAAAGAUGACGCCAACUUUAAGAGUGAAGAUGUAUUGAUAUUUUAAUUAUCACCUAUAAAAUUGUAUAAUAUGAUAUAGUAGCCUUAUGAAACUUGUGUAAAAGUACAUUUCAGUUGGUUCUAUUGAUAAUACAAUAACCUCAGGAAUGGUUAACUGAACUGAACUACUACAAUUUGAUUAAAAUAAUGACAAAAAAGAAAAAGAAAAAAGAAAGAAAUGGUGACCGCAGUAAGGAAGCUGUUGAGUGUGUAGGGUGGCUUGAGACCACAAGUGAAAAUUAUUCUAUUUUUAUGUCUGUAAUUUCCAGCAUUACAACUUGAGUAAAAAGUUGAAAAUAAAUAACAAACAUUUCACAAUUCUUAGUAUUUGGCAUGUCAUCAUUUUGCUUUGAAGGCAGCAGAACUUGAGCUGACACAAGGCCUGUAGAAGCAUUCAUGAGCUAUGAGUGACAUCCAAUCCCUAAAGCCACCCUGGCCCCGUCAUCUUCUAAAGGAAAAAAAAGUUGUGUGACUGAUUCCCAACGACACUGUUCAUAUCAAUGAACGCUACAGUACAGUAUAUAAGUGAUACACAAUCAUGUAUUUGUCAUCAUUUAGAGCACAGAUUCAGAUUUGCAAAAUGCUACAGAAGAACUGGACGACGAUCACUGAGUUUAUCAUUGUGGGCUUCCCUGGACUCCAUCCAGACUACUAUGGCCUGGUCGCUGCUAUUUUCUUCAUCGUCUACACGACCACAGUGGCUGGGAACACUGUUUUUCUGGUGCUGUUUGUCACUUCACGGAGCCUCAGGAAGCCCAUGUACAUUAUCCUCGCGAGCCUGGCGAUAUCUGAUAUGUGUUUCUCCACUGUUGCCUUACCUAAGAUCAUAUCCAGGUACUGGUUUGAUGCGGGAGUAACCCCCUUUCACGCUUGCUUCUUCCAAAUGGAACUAAUCCACUAUUUUGGGACAUUAAACUCACUGAUAAUGAUGAUCAUGGCUCUUGAUCGCUAUGUGGCUAUUUGUUACUCUCUGAGAUAUCAGGCUGUUAUGACUAACCGCAUCACGUACAUCCUAAACAUCACGGCUUGGGUAACUGCUUUUAUCGCCCCCACAGUAGCCACCCUACACACUCAACAGCUUCCUUACUGCGGCCCUAAACUGAUCAUUCAGUGCUACUGCGACCACAUCUCUAUUACCAACCUGGCCUGUGCUGACAACAGCAAGCAGAUUUUGGUGGCCCUGUGCGUUGCCCUACUCGUGCUUCUUCUCCCUCUAGCCUUCAUCAUUUACUCUUACUCUCACAUUAUAAUGUCUCUCAUGAGGCUGUCGAGCUCUCAGAGUCGCUGGAAAAGUUUUGCCACCUGCAGCACGCAGCUGUGCAUCAUCGCACUGUUUUACGUGCCUCGCUGCGCAGUGUAUAUAGCCAGUUUCCUGCAAAUCCAAAUCAGCAAAGAUUUCAGGAUAGUUCUCAUACUACUCUACAGUCUCGUUCCACCACUGAUAAACCCCUUCAUUUACUGUUUACGAACACAUGAAAUCAGAAUCAUUGUGAGCAGAUGGUUGAGCAGGCAAAGGGCCAUGAGAGAAACAUCCAGAAUUAAUGUGAUCACACUGUAGAAUAUUGUCAUGAUCUGUGGAGUUUUAAAAGAAAAAAAUACAAUGAUUAAUUUUUUUGAGUUUUUUAUGUUCAGCUUAAUUGCGUAUUGUGACGUAUUCCAGUGAAAUCUGGUGGUGACAAUGCAAGAAAAGCAAUACAAAAUCUCUGCUCUGUUAUGAAUGACAGCAUUAAUAAAACUGGCUCCUUUUUAUGUAUAACAGACAUGUUAACUAUCCGUUUGUCAAAAAAUAUUUGGGCCUAAAUUUAAGGUUUAUGCAUUUGAAUUUCAUAUAAAAUGUUCAUCCAUGUGGUUUACACAACUUUAACAAACAAACUAAUAAACGUAAUGUGAGGCAUAUUUGUCAGUCAUGAGAUUUCUGCACUUUAAAAAAUUAUGACAUAUAGUUAUUAACUAUUUGCAUCUAUUUUAAAUCAUCAUAUUUUCAAAAGCAAUUUUGUAUUAGUUGUAAUGUUUGAGAUUUAAACAAAUUGGUUUUAUUGUUGAUAAAUACCUGUAUUAAAUCCUGGUUAUUGUUUAUUUAAAACAGUAGAACAGUAGCGAGUUUAUUAGUACUGUUACAGAAAUGUAUGUAUGACAAAUAAGCAUUUCAUUAAGUCUAUUAUAUUAUUUUAAAACUGUGUAAUCCAAAUGAAUGGAAAUUGUAUAUGCAAAUACAUAAAUAUAUACAUAAAUAUUAAAUUUAGGCCUAAACACUUUUUCGAGUGUAGAAGUGCCAUAAUAUGCCAUACCCAUGCAGCAAAGCAUUUAGUAUGGAAACGUGUCACAAUGAAAUGAGCUGUUGAAAAGCCUAACUUGUCUGUGCAUUAAAUUAAUGACCGUUAAACUGAUAAACUUUUCCUCAUAGUCAUGACUGUCCUGUAAUUUUUUAACGGAGUGGCCAGAUUGCUUUUUCCUGAGGUCAAUGAAUCACUGCCAGGGAUUAGCUGUGAAUCCUAGUUUGGGAAACCCUGGCCUAUGUAAUUUAAAAUUAAAUGUAAAAUGAUUAGUCAUCAAAAAUGAUGAAGGUGGUAAAACUUUGUGAAUAGUAAAGCUAAUAAUAAUCAGAACAUAAUCAAACGGGGGAAAAAAAACAUUGGUAAAAAGUAUAAAAUUGAAACUAUUAUUUAAUUCUUAGAUGCUGCUGUCCAGUUUAUGGGCAGAUCUUUAAAACCUUUUACAUUUUUACAUUAACCUUUUUUUACCUCUGACUGACCUGUUUAUUAUAUGUCAUUAUGCACUAUAGGACUGUCACUAUUAUUUUGGUAAUUGAGUAAUUGUUGAAUUAUUCUGAUGUCCACCCAAGUAAUUGAAUCCCCUGAGCCAGUGACAGAUGCACUCAGUGCUUGGCAUUUAUAACAACUAUUCAGUAUUUUCAACCACAUAAAGUUUAUUUUAAGUUUCAGACAUUUAAAUACACAUAAGUACUAGUAACAAUAGAGUUUGUAAAAUAUACACUAAUGUCUAAGGAAACUGCAAUAAUAAUGCUUUCCAUUAUAAUUUGACGACUAAUUAAUUAAUAUCAGAUACAUGUGUGUAAGCAACUAUAAAGUUUACUCUGUUCUUCUCCCAGUUUCACCAGACACUUACAUCCAUCCGUACAUUUCGAGAGAAGUGCAUGAAUUCACGUGUUGUAAAUCUGACAGAUCUGAUUCUCUGAACUGCGGCUUAAACAAACAUGCCGGCGUCCAUUUUGCAUAUAGCUCAACUACUAAUGAAAUCAUUAUAAAGGUGCUUAAACAACAAAAGACAGUCACUUACACAUAUGGCU